AUGACGCGGGACCCCGAACGUCAACUAGCCCAAGCAUCAGGGCUUCUUAGCCUUUCUCCCAAUCUCCGUCGCUGCAUAUACCACUACCUGGGUGUGGCAAGGUUUGACGGUCACCCAUUUACCCAUUACUUGGAUGGCCGCAAAGCACCACCCGAUGGCGGGAUCCCAAUCGGGGGCAACCAUCCCGACCCCCCUCCUGCGAGUAAUUUCAUGGGCUUAUUACGGUCUUGUCCCCACCGAUUCGUCAUCUUCUACUCCAGCCAAGGUUCCCUCGGGCCCCUUCGGGCUCUGUCGCCGACCUCUCUCGCAUCCUUAACCAGCCUCAAAAUCGUCCUCAACGAGUCGUCUUGUCACGAUCCAACCGAUAUGUGGCAAAGGGCCCCUUAUUGCUGUUCUGACGGCGGAGACGGAGGAUCAUGGAGGGGUUACUGCGCCAGGCGACAUGGAAACCGACACCGUCGCCCCUUACUCGAUUCUACCCCGGGCUUAGACCUGGUAUCAGCCGAGCGAGUAGCCCAAGCUACAUCGAUCAUGGCCGAAUGGCAUGAUAUCGCGGCUUACUUGUCGCCACAUAUCGGCGUCGGACGUCUUACACUGUUGUUCGAGGUUACAUGGAGUAGACAGGACCGGGGUUAUCAAGUAUGUCGCCCACCUUGCCACAACGGAAACAGUCCCGAUGUCCACCAUGGCUGCCGACUCAGCCGAUGCGAUCCCGGCGAUGACCAUGUCGAGGACGCUGCGCCAUCCCCCGGCUGUUUCUGCCGCCGUCGACACGCCGCCUUCUCCCUCAUCUGCAAUUGUUGGUGUCCGCCAACAAACCUAUUUCUCGUCGGCCGCGCCCUGCGCCAGGAAGCCGAAUUCGUCUUUUUCUCGCACAACCGUUUCAUCGUUCACGAUUUCCACGCGUCACAGCCCUGGACGAUCCCCUCCGUGCAACGCAAACUCGGGACCCCGGACAUGUCCAGUCCCGAGAAAUACUACCCAUUUGAGCGAUACGCCGCUUCAGAGUUCCUCCGAGACAUCGUCCCCGCCGGCUGCCUCGCCCAUCUCCGUUUCCUCGAGCUGGUGUUCCCCCCCUAUGUGCCGCACGGCUGGCCACGGAAGGAACAUACGGCACCCUGGGACUGGUUAGCCACAGUUAGAUGGAUUCAGAGUCGGGUCAACGCACCUGCGCUGACCAUACGCCUCAUAAUGGCAGACUACUACAUGAGGCCACCGGCCCACCGCCGCGGCACGACAAAGACUCAGGCAACGGAUAUCUUGAAUGGGAACAAGUUCAUCAUGCACCCUCUGAGAGCCUUGGUGAUGGAGGACGGUCUGGCGGGGUUCUAUAUGGAGGCCGUAGACCCCCAGAGAUGGAACGAGGACACCCUCCUGCGCGCUGCACAAGAACCCGGGUUCUUGGAUAGGAUGCGCCAACACAUGAAAGAGAUCGGCGAGGAAUAUGUACGGGGUAAAGAUGCGAGCGCCGUUCCAGUGACGAAUGCCAAACCUGAGCCGAGAGCGAGCACCUGGCAGCUUUGGUAUGAGCUCACGUCUGACAGCGCAUAGAUGGCAUCAACUUUUAGUUCAGUACUUUUCGGCGUUAAUCACUCUCGAAAUCUAGUCGUUUCCCUGCCCAUUACACCAUCAGGGGAGGGUGUAGAGUGUGUGACCUUGAACUUGACGCUAGAUAUAGCUUGCCAAAGCACACUUAACGUUGGUCAAC
Messenger RNA from Chaetomium fimeti, 1708 nucleotides. RefSeq lists its product as uncharacterized. Bases 1 to 1551 code for a protein of 516 amino acids. The transcript is spliced from 3 exons. The record is from RefSeq and is a predicted model, not a curated record. Lineage: Eukaryota; Fungi; Ascomycota; Sordariomycetes; Sordariales; Chaetomiaceae.